AUGGCAAUAGUGCCUAGUAUGACAGGGCAAAUUUUUAGGUUUAAAUAUUUUUUUACCUCUAAAAAUUUUGCAAUGAUGAAGAAAGAAGUAAAAUUAAGGAUAAACAUCGAGAAAAUACUGGAAGCGUGCAACUCUAUUGCUAGCAAAGAGACAUCAGGCUUUAUAGGCAAUGGAGAUUCCACAGUUUAUAUGAGUGAGCUAAGAGCGAUAUUUAAUAAGGACAGUCUGGAAAUAGAAAGCGAGCAUAGUGCUGAGGAAAAGGAAAACCUUUUAAGCGCAAUUAAGAAAAAAAUAUUUCAGUAUUUUGCGUACAAUAAAUAUGGAAUGGAAGACAUGUCUAGUUUACAUGAAGCAUUAAUGAUCGGAAGGAAGGACUUAAUUACCAGUAGCUGCAUUCGCGUACUUAAUGGGCUCAUAAGGGAAAACCCAUUCAUAUACAACCCAAGACACGGAAUAAUCGGAAAGAUUGGUGCAGAUGGAGCACCAGAGACUAUAACUCUGAGUGAUGAUAAUCAGGACCUGAGCGAUAGAACAUGCUUGCUGGAGGUUGAUCUUACAAACUUUUCUGAUACAAAGAGCCUGCUUCAGUUCGCUUCAGAGGGUCUGGAUAGGGAGUCUUUCUCCUACAUUACUUUCACGGCGCAUCUAAUACGCAAUUCCAUGAAUAUGGAUGCAGGCAUUUUAAAAAAAUAUUCACCAGGACUUAAAGAGCGCACUCUGGACGAGCUAUAUACCAAGAAGCAUAAAGACACCGGUGUAGCACUGAUAGAUCACGGGAUGAACUUUUUCUACGAAAACUACUACAAAUUCCAGCGCUUGAUCAUCGACAUUAAAGGCAUGGAUGCCAAUUUGAACUCUGAUCUGGAAAUUGACCUGGAGGAAAUAGCUAAAAAAAUUGGCGAAGUAUUUACUUCUGAAGAAGACCUAGAAAUAUUUGUUUCCAUCAAAGACAAUCUAACAAAAGUUAGCUACGAAAAAGAGAUACAGAAGCAGACACUCAAAGCGAUAGAAUACAUGGCGAACAACGCUCUGUUCUCAAAAGAAGCAGACGGAUCUAUUAUCUUGAAGACAAGCAACAGUCUGAGUGAUUUUUACAGAAGGUAUAUUAAUAAGGAUUUACUAGAAGUAGUAAAGAAAAACAAAAAUAGGCUGAACGAAGAAAUAGAAGCAAAAUUUGCAUCUUUAGAAAAAGAGGAAGAAAUCUGCGAAGAAAAAGAAAGGCUUCUGCAGGAAAUGGCGAAUAAUGAAGACCCCCUCUCUUCUGAAGACAGCACCCAAGUAAAAGAAGCCUGGGAGAAAGCGUUGCAGGAAUGCAAAGUGCUUAUCAAAAAUUUAAGACAUGAAAUAUACUUGCUGCAGUGUGCUAUAAACAAAGAAAAUCUGGAACAUACAAGCAUUUUAAAACUUCUAGAUAACAUACCCUAUGCGACAUCGCCCUAUUUCAGCCCUACGCAAGAAGAGUACAUGUUUGAAAAGAUAAACGAGUUUGGAAGUGCGCUGAACAUAAAAGUGGUAACGAGCGAAGCAUCUGAAGUUUCUGAGGUAGAAGUGCCAGAAGAAACACAGGAAGAGAAUGCAGCAGCAAAAGAAAAGAACGCAGCAGAGGAAGUAUCUGAAGAAGAGCACCAGGUUCUAGAAGUAGAUAAUGGGUCUAAGAAAGGGAAAUUCUUCUCUCCAAGAAACAUGAAAGCAGAACUGGUUAAGUUUCUGCUCUUCGCUGCUUUUGCUAUAGCAGCACCAGUUCUAUUCCUCAGCUACUAUCCAAAGAACGAAGCACCGAAUGCUGCUGAAACCGAUGAGUGCGCUGACUUAGCGUGCCAUAAUCAGAAGCUACUCAAGAAACAUGAAGAAAUUUAA
Messenger RNA from Nematocida minor, 1857 nucleotides. RefSeq lists its product as uncharacterized. The coding region runs from base 1 to 1857 and encodes 618 amino acids. The record is from RefSeq and is a predicted model, not a curated record. Lineage: Eukaryota; Fungi; Microsporidia. The transcript has a single exon.